Molecule: messenger RNA, 3143 nt
Organism: Acipenser ruthenus (sterlet)
Lineage: Eukaryota; Metazoa; Chordata; Actinopteri; Acipenseriformes; Acipenseridae
Product: collagen alpha-6(VI) chain-like
Exons: 28
Coding region: 1-2874 (957 amino acids)
Biological process (GO): extracellular matrix organization
Molecular function (GO): extracellular matrix structural constituent conferring tensile strength; serine-type endopeptidase inhibitor activity
Source: RefSeq, a predicted model, not a curated record
AUGAAGGUCUCAUUGGAAAUAAAGGACCGAAAUGGACAAAAGGGAAGCAACGGCUCUUUUGGAAGAGUCGGACAUCCAGGUGAAGAAGGAACCCCUGGUAUCAGAGGCCCCCCUGGUCUAAAUGGAACUCAAGGAUUCCCAGGAUGUGAAGGCCUCAGAGGUUUAAAGGGAGCAAGGGGUAUUCCAGGACAAAGGGGAGAAGAAGGGGAGCAGGCACUAGAUGGGAUUCAAGGACAGGAUGGUGAUAAUGGGUUGCCUGGUCAAAAUGGAGGAAAAGGAAACCCUGGAAAACCGGGCAGUCCAGGUCCAAAAGGACCUUUAGGAGAACGAGGAGAUCCUGGUUUGCGAGGAGACCCAGGAGUGCCUGGGUCUAACAAUAACAUCCGUGGCCCAACUGGUGAGAGAGGGAAGCGAGGCCUACAGGGUGAUCCAGGCAUUGACGGAGAACCUGGUUUAAAAGGCGAUCCUGGAAAAGGAGGCGUUACUGGUCGAAGGGGACCGUUGGGAAGUAAGAGUGCUAGAGGACAGCCUGGUUUGCCAGGUUCUAAGGGGGACAGAGGAAGAAGAGGCCAGCAGGGCAAGAAAGGAGUUGAAGGAGAAAAAGGGCCAGUUGGACCACCAGGAUUCAAAGGACCCCAGGGAACCCCUGGAGCUGAAGGCCCAAAGGGAAACCGUGGCAGUGCUGGAGCAAAAGGGCUAAAAGGCGAGUCUGGGAAUCCUGGUGACAAAGGUGAAGUUGGCACGCUUGGUCCUAGAGGAGUACAGGGGGAAGAUGGAAGCGAUGGAUAUGGACCUAAAGGAAAAAACGGAAAACAAGGAGAUAUAGGAUUCCCAGGAUAUACAGGACCACAGGGUAAUGAUGGUGACCCAGGUAACCCAGGAGCACGUGGCCCAAAGGGAAUUCGAGGACGAAGAGGUGAAAGUGGUCCCAAGGGUGAUCCAGGUAGUCCAGGAGACCUAGGAUAUCCGGGUCACAAGGGGCCUAGAGGACCGAAAGGAACAAUGGCAUUGACAGAAUGUGAGCUAAUCAAUUACAUUCGCCAGAAUUGCCCCUGUUCACAAGGUAAGUUUAUUUAUUUUUUAUUUGUAUUUUUUUUUUUAUUAAUUCAAAAAACAAUAUUCUUAUAUGUGAAAUUAAUAGAAGGAGCACGUGAAUGUCCAGUGUAUCCAACAGAGCUGGUGUUUGCUCUGGACAUGUCUGCUGAAGUAACCACCCAAUCGUUUACUAGAAUGAAGGAAAUGGUUCUCAGUAUUCUAGAAGAUUUGUCAUUCAGCGAAAGCAACUGUCCGACUGGAACACGUGUGUCACUUGUGUCCUACAGCUACGCCACCAAAUAUGUAAUCCGGUUCAACGACUAUCACAGAAAGAAGCAACUUUUGAAGAGCGUUAAGGAAAUUCCUCUGGAAAGGACCACAGGUAGACGAAAUAUUGGUGCUGCAAUGAAGUUUGUGGCAAGAAAUAGUUUCAAACGAAUUCGUAAGGGCACUCUGGUGCGGAAAAUGGCCAUCAUAUUUGCUGAUGGACCAUCCCAGGAUGCUGUUUCCAUCAGUACAGCAGCAAUGGAGUUCAGUGCCUUAGACAUCACACCCGUGGUCAUUGCUUUCCAGGACCUUCCAAAUAUCAAGCGUGCGUUUGCGAUUGAUGACACUGGAAGGUUUCAAUUUAUCAACAUCCCAACCAAAGAGGAUCCCAAAAUUAUGUUGGAGAACCUUAAACUGUGUUCACUUUGUUAUGAUACUUGCAAUCCAGACCCAACUUGUCUCAAAAUAAAGAACCGGCCUUCUCCUGUACAGAUGGAUAUGGACGUGGCAUUUCUUCUUGAUAGCUCACGCACCAUGAGCAGCGAUAACUUUGAAAGGUCCAAGGAGUUUCUACACUCAGUGUUGGAUCAGUUUGUUAUUACCAACCAGCCGAGAACCUCAGAUCCUGGGGCUCGGGUGGCUCUUGUCCAGCACACUUCCUCAGGAUAUACCCAGAGAGAAGAACAAAACCCUGUCAAUCUGGAGUUUGAUUUCGUUGCCUACAGCAGUAAGAAACAAAUGAAGAGACACAUCAAGGAAUCCUUGCACCAACUACAAAGCGAUUCUGGAGUUGGACAUGCGUUGGAGUGGACCAUGAACAACUUGUUUUCAAAGGUGUCAAAAGCCAGGAGCACUAAAGUUAUAUUUGCCAUAAUUGGAGGAGACACUAGUUUUUGGGACAAGAACAAGCUGGCUGAAAUAGCACUAAACGCGAAGUGUCAAGGAUUUACUAUUUUUGCAUUGACCAUUGGUGGUCCUAUCAAUGACACUGAGGUGGAACAGCUUGCUAGUUUUCCUUUUAGUCACCACUCAUGUCAGCUUGGGAAAGUUCUUGACCUGGAUAUGGAUUAUGCACUGAAGUUUACACAUGCUUUCUUCAGCCUCGUGGCAAAUAAAAUCAAUAAUUACCCUCCUAAAAUCCUUCAGAGGAAAUGUGAAAGGCUCAUUUUGCAACAAAAGCAACAAGGUGAUGAAGUGCCCAUGUCUGCACCAGAAAGUACACCUUCUAUUGAAUAUAAGGAUUUGGAAACCAAGAAUGAAAAACCCAAAGAAAAAGAAAUAAAGAAUAUAACUGCUUUGGAACUGAUGAGUAAAAUUAAUUUAAAAAAAGAUGAAGAAACAGAAUUGACAUCCCCUGCUAUAAAAUUUCGAUGUUUUCUGAAAAGGGAUCUUGGUAACCUUUGCAGAGGAUUUCAGAAGAUAAGGUGGUUUUAUAAUAAAAACACUCGUGUGUGUGUCCCAUUCUUGUAUGGAGGCUGUGCUGGUAAUGAAAACCGGUUCAUUAGUAAACAUGAGUGUCUUCAGGCAUGUGCUUCCCAAAGAAUUACCGCAGAAAACGUCAAAAGAGAGUGAGAGGUUGAAGGUAUUGGUACUAUAAGAUAAAACUACAAUGAUUACUUUUGAAGCAAUACUACUGCCUUCUUAUUUCUUUAAGCAUGUAUAAGAAAUUGUUUGUCUGCACUGCAUAGAUAAUGAGACUAUAUAUUUUAGUAUGAAAUAGGAGAAUAUACAUUUGUAAUGUAUUUUUUUUAUAAGCCUACCAAAUCACUCAAUAAUAAAAUUGCUUAUAUAGAUUAUUAAGACACGUUAUGUUAUUAUUAAAAAAAGAUGUUUCAGAUGUG